This is a messenger RNA of Astyanax mexicanus (Mexican tetra), 1587 nucleotides long. RefSeq names its product olfactory receptor 52K1-like. Gene Ontology annotation, biological process: G protein-coupled receptor signaling pathway. The transcript has a single exon. Gene Ontology annotation, molecular function: G protein-coupled receptor activity; olfactory receptor activity. The record is from RefSeq and is a predicted model, not a curated record. Gene Ontology annotation, cellular component: membrane. The coding region runs from base 220 to 1167 and encodes 315 amino acids. Lineage: Eukaryota; Metazoa; Chordata; Actinopteri; Characiformes; Acestrorhamphidae.
AAUCUUUUACAAUUAUGAUGAAAAUAAUCAACUUUGAUUUGUUCAGAUCUGAGUUCUGUUCAUUUACAUACAUUCAGCAGAAGACUGUACAUGACAAUUUACUAUGUCAGAAUGUUUGAAAUAAUAAUAUUAUAUAGUGCUAUGAAGUACUAAAGUACUAUUCUAAGGACUGCCUUUAAAUGUGCACCGGAUAAUGUCUAUUCCAAUAAGUUAAGAAUAAUGGUGAAUGUUUCUGUUCACAAUAUUUCAUUCACCCAGUUUAAACUGAAUGGCUUUUAUGCUUUGGGAGAAUGGAGGCCUUUUCUGUUCAUUCCCUUUUUUCUGAUGUUUGUAAUGUCCAUCAUAGGAAAUUCUGUGCUGUUGUAUGUAAUAAUAGCGAACAGGGCUCUGCAUUCUCCCAUGUUUGUACUGAUUGGACUUAUGGCAGUUGUGGAUUUGGGAGGGCCCAUGUUUUUUGUGCCUCAUUUGCUGCUUAGUUUUUUAUUUGACUGGAAUGGAAUUUCUCUUACAGGUUGUUUGAUACAGAUGUUUUGCAUUCAUUAUUCUGGAUCAUGUCAGUCUACACUGUUGUUAUGUAUGGCACUGGAUCGUUACUUUGCUAUAUGCAGACCACUGCUUUAUCAUAAAGACAUGGAACUCUCCAACAUUUUAAAAUACAUGAUAGUGCCAUUAAUGAGAAAUGCCGUCUUAGUGAUCACUAUGAUUGUUCUGGUUGGAAGGCGGUUUUACUGUUCAACAAAUGUGAUAGAUCACUGUUUUUGUGAGCAUAUGGCAGUGGUUAACUUGGCAUGUGAUGAUAUUUCUAUUAACAACUUGGUAGGACUUUUAGUUGCUUAUGUUGUAGUAAGUUUAGAUUUUCUUUUGAUCAUUGUGUCUUACGUAAUGAUAUUCACCUCUGUAUCAAAAUCUGGCACAGGCCAUUAUAAGGCUUUGCAUACUUGUAUUACUCAUAUAAUGGUCAUCACAUCUACUUUGACUUUUACCUUAAUAGCUUCUAUGUCCCAUAGAGUUAAAAAUGAUUUCUCUCCAAGCAGCCGUACAUUUUUUAGCACAAUGUACUUACUGUUCCCCAGCUGCUGCAAUCCAGUAAUUUAUGGACUGAGAACAAAAGAAAUUCGACUCCAACUUUUAAAAUUAAUAAAACAACAAAAAACUGUACCCUUGUAACAUGAAUCCAUAGUCUGUAGCACAGUGGUUGGGAGUGCUAUUCUAACCAGAACGUUUGAACUGAUAGUGUUUAUAUUUUGUUCUGCAUUAAAAAAAUAUGUACUAGUUGAGCUAGCUGUGUUAUGUCUAUGUGAAUGCAAUGUAUAGUGGUAUGCAAAAGUUAAGUGCAACUGAUUUACAACAGGCAUGCAAUUAAAGACAAUUAAAAACAUUUUUUCAACAUUUUUUGUAUUUUACAAUUUUAGGGGGAAAAAAGGAGCAUCAUGCAAAUCUCUUGAUACUUUGAGUUGGACAAGUCUGGAUACCUUUAUAUGAGUUCUCAUAACUUUUACCACAAUGCCAGACCUAAACACUAAACAAAUCUGGUAAAGUUAUGUAUUUUUCACAGUUAUUUUUAGGACAGGCCAGUUGAUGCAAAAU